CUCUCUCAAAAUAAAUAAAUAAACUUAAAAAAAAAGGAAAGUAGUGAGAAAAAAAGUGGGAUGGCAGAGAUGGAGAGGGCUCCACGCGGUACCUGGCAUGCUGCGAGCCCUCAGAACCCGUUAGCGACGGAAGUGACCUGUGCGCGUCGUCACCACCAUCCCAGCAGGCCUCGAGGCUUCGACCCUGCCUCCCCCGCAGAGCUCACAGUCUCCGAGGCUCCGGGCCACGUCCCCCGGGUGUCCUGUCUGUGUCCCUCGAACCCCGCCCAGCCCUGCCGCACCGUGAGCUAGUCAGCGCCUGCUGGGUUCGUGGCUCUCUCCGCCAUCGUGCACCCUGGGGCUGGGGCCACACCCAGGGGCUCCUGUUAAUUUAGAUGCUUUCUUUCUCUGCCAUCUGCUUACCCCCGAGCUUGGUUAGAGAGCCUGACUUUGCUGGGAGUCUCCAGAACGUCCCGGGACCUCCCAGCAACCAGCAUCUUUAUUCUCCCUCCUUAGAACUGACGCGUGCAGUCGCUGUGCCUCUGCAGCUCAGAGCAGGGGUGGUUCCUGUGAACUGGGGCCAGGGGUGGUUUCCUGGAGGGGGCAAGGCACCGACUAGCCCUCGAAGAAGGAGCCGGGCUUGGCUGAGGUGGGACAGGGGGAGAGCAUGAGGUUUUCGGCCAGCUUUCUGUGCCUGGGAACCCCCUCUCCCCACAACCCUGGAUCCCAGAGGCCUUAAUGGGCCCCAGCUGUAACAGACUCGUCUGUGUCGAGCAUUCCACAGUAGGUGUCCCCAGGCUCCCUCCGGGCCACCAAAGGACCACGACAACAUUACGUGGACAGGGUCUCAGAUUCCGAUGGGUGCCCUGUUUGCUGGAACCAUCUCCCUUUGGAAAUUUUCAGCUCUCUUUUCUGACAGUAACCCCGCCCCUUGGUGCUGGGUACGGAGGGGGCACCCAGAGCGGGGCUCACCGGCAGCGCUGACUGCUGCGUUGUCGGGCUAACGGGUAUUAACCGCCUCCCUCGCCGCUCCCAUUCUCUUAGCUGCUGAAACGCUGCUUUUUAGCAAAGGCUGUGACCUCAUGAUGUUAUACGUCGUGGAGAUUGAGAACCAGGUCCUAGCGUCUGACUAUGUGCUUCGAGUCCCCACUUUUGCUGGUUGUGCGACCCAGGGUGAGCUUCGUAAGCUUCUCUGUGCCUCAGUUUUCUCAUCUGUGGAAUGGGGCCGGGGGAGACCUCAGUUUCAAGCGGGGUGGCCGGGAGGGUCUUUCUGACAACUGGACAACGACCUGAGGGAGGGGAAGGAGUGAGGGAGCUAUGUGGGUGCCUAGGAGAAGAGCGCUCCGGAAGAGGGGGCAGCGAAUGCAGAGGCCGGCAGGAGCCUGGUGCAUUGGCUGAACCGAUCACCUACAGCGCCAUCAGUGACGAGCUACGGGACAAGCAGCGCUUCCCGUCCCUUCUGCGCACAGCGCCGGGCGCCGAUCACCAGAUCGAGGCCAUGGUGCAGCUGAUGUUGUACUUCCGCCAGAACUGGAUCAUCGCGCUGGUGAGCAGCGGCGACUGCGGCCGCGACGACAGCCAGCUGCUCAGCGAUCGCCCGGCCGGCGGCGACACCUGCAUAGCCUUCCGGGAGACGCUGCCCAUGCCCCAGCCCAACCAGGCGGUGACGCAGUGGGAGCGCCGGGGCCUGAAGGCCAUCGUGGAUGAGCAGCAGCGGCAGAGCUCUGCGCGUGUCGUGGUCCUGUUGUCGCCAGAGCUGGUCCUGCACAACUUCUUCCGCGAGGUGCCGCAGAACCUCACGGGCGUCGUGCGGAUGGCCUCCGAGUCCUGGGCCAUCGACCCGGUCCUGCACGACAGGCCCACGCGCUGCACAGCCUCCUGGGCUGCACCCAGACCAGCCGCUCAGGGUCGUCUAUCCCUGGCAGGACGCCAGCUUCGCUUCCUUUCCCUGUGGCCUCUCCAGCUGCUUCAGGAAAUCUGGAAGGUCGACUUCACCCUCCUGGGCCACCAGAUCUUUUUUGACCAGCGAGGGGACCUACUCAUGCGCCUGGAGAUCAUCCAGGGACGGUGGGACCUGAGCCAACCUUUCUGGAGCAUCGCCUCCUACUGCCCGGUGCUACGACGGCUGAGGGCCAUCUGUGACGUCUCCUGGCACACGGCCAAAAACACGAUCCCUGUGUCCAUGUGUUCCAAGGACUGCCAGCCUGGGCAAAGGAAGAAGCCCGUGGGUAUUCAUCCCUGCUGCUUCGAGUGUCUCGACUGCCUUCCAGGCACCUUUCUCAACCAUCUUGCAGACGAGUUUGGCUGCCGGCUCUGCCCGAGUUGCGGAUGGUCCCGGAGGAACGACGCUUCCUGCUUCAAGCGGCGGCUGGCCUCCUUUGAAUGGCGCGAGGCACCCGCCGUCGCUGUGGCCGUGCUGUCCAUCCUGGGCUCCCUCCGCACACUGGCCAUCCUGGUGAUCUUCUGGAGGCACCGCCACGCGCCCAUGGUUCGUUCGGCCGGGGGCCCCAGGUGCUUCCCGAUGCCACUGCUGCUGGCAUAGGUGACGGUCCCCAUGUACGUCGGGCAGCCCACGUUUUUCGUGUGCCUCGGCCGCCAGACCCUCUUCACCCUCUGCUUCACCGUCUGUAUCUCCCGUGUCACCGUGCGCUCUUUCCAGAUCGUCUGCGUCUUCAACAUGGCCAGGCACCUCCCGCAUGCCUACGGCUACUGGGUCCGCUACCACGGGCCCUGUGUAUUUGUGGCGUCCUUCACGGUGCUCAAGGUGGUCAUCGUGGCGGGCAACGUGCUGGCCACGACCGCCGAGCCCGCCGCCCGCCCCGACCCCGAUGACCCCAAGAUCGCGGUUCUCGCCUGCAACUACCACAACGUGCUGCUGUUCAACACCAGCCUGGACCCGCUUCUGUCCGUGGCGGGCUUCAGCUUCGCCUACGUGGGCAAGGAGCUGCCCACCACCCACAACGAGGCCAAGUUCUUCACCUUCCGCAUGACCUUCUGCUUCACCUCUUCCAUCUCCCUCCAUACCUUCAUGUCUGUCUACGAGGGGGUCCUGGUCACCAUCCUGCACCUCGUGGUCGCAGUGCUCAACCUUCUGGGCGCUUUGCCCCUGGGCUACUUCAGCCCCAAGUGAUGCAUGGUCCUCUUCUACCCGGAUCGCAACACGCCCGUCUACUUCAGCAGCAUGAUUCAGGGCUACACCACCGGGAAGGACUAGCACUGCCCCCUGGCUGCCCAGGGGGGGCCAGAGGGCUCCGCCCUGGGAGAUGGAGACCGGGGGUGGGGCUGGGGGUGGUGGUGACUCGUUCAGCCCCUGCUGGGAGCAGGGACGCCACCCCGCCCUACUCUCUGAUUUGGCCUCCCCCUCCAGGUUCUCUGCACCCUGGCCGUUUUUACCCACCCGCUGGUGGAUGCUUAAAAAUACUCACGCUUUCCCUGCAGCUGUUUGGCUUGCCAGGCACUGCCACCCAUGCUAGGAAAAGGAUCCUGGGUGACCUCCCUAUUGGUCUCCAAGACAGAGAUGGAUCGAAGCAGCCCACAGUCGCCAUCUGGUGGUCACAGCGGGUGUCCGCAGGUUCCGGCUCGGGGCAGCCAUGCUGGAAGGCUGGGCUGGGGCUGGUAUUGGGGGACAUCUGCCCGGCAUCAUUCACUCCCUGCCCACGUGUCUGCACCUCACCUCCCAGACUCCCCCGCCGCCCAGCUUGGAACCCAGUUUGGGACCCAGCUUCUCUGAGUCAUGGCUGCGCAUAGGGGCUGCUUCAUAAAUGCUUAUGAAUAAACCUCCCUUGGGUGAAAGGAAGGCGUUUCCUUCUUGUUUCCAGAGGUUCCGCCCCCCCCCCCCCCCCCAAGAAAGAAGACUGGGAUCGGAGACCUCAGCUUCCAUUUCCGAGUUGACACUUCUGAGCUGUGUACUUUGGGCCAAUUCUAUUUACUGUUUCGGAGCCUACACGGCCCCUUCUCUAAAAUAGGAACAAUAAACCAAGGGCACCCUUGA
This is a messenger RNA of Herpailurus yagouaroundi (jaguarundi), 3970 nucleotides long. RefSeq names its product taste 1 receptor member 2 (gene TAS1R2). Gene Ontology annotation, cellular component: plasma membrane; sweet taste receptor complex. Gene Ontology annotation, biological process: sensory perception of sweet taste; G protein-coupled receptor signaling pathway. NCBI's taxonomy places the organism in Eukaryota, Metazoa, Chordata, Mammalia, Carnivora, Felidae. Gene Ontology annotation, molecular function: sweet taste receptor activity; G protein-coupled receptor activity. The record is from RefSeq and is a predicted model, not a curated record.